This is a messenger RNA of Enhydra lutris kenyoni (northern sea otter), 934 nucleotides long. Its product is annotated as TLC domain containing 2. Bases 1 to 795 code for a protein of 264 amino acids. NCBI's taxonomy places the organism in Eukaryota, Metazoa, Chordata, Mammalia, Carnivora, Mustelidae. The transcript is spliced from 4 exons. Gene Ontology annotation, biological process: plasma membrane organization; phospholipid homeostasis; membrane assembly. The record is from RefSeq and is a predicted model, not a curated record. Gene Ontology annotation, cellular component: plasma membrane.
AUGGCGUCCUGGGGGCUCCUUGUGACCGGCGCCUCCUUCGCAGUCUUCCGGGGGCUGCAUUGGACGCUUCAGCUGCUGCCCACGCCAGGAUCUGCUGCCCAGGACAGUUGGAAGUGGCGGAACAUCUAUGUCUCCCUGGUGCACAGCCUGCUCACAGGGGUCUGGGCGCUGUUUGGGUUGUCGCUGUACCCUCAGAUGGCUGCUGAUCCCAUUAACGGCCACCCAUCCUGGGCCCUGGUGCUGGUGGCUGUGUCCGUGGGUUAUUUCUUGGCGGAUGGAGUUGAUAUGCUGUUGAAUCAGACCUUGGGCCAGGCCUGGGAACUUCUCUGUCAUCAUUCAGUGGUUGUGAGCUGCCUCAGCACUGCCAUUCUGUCCAACCAGUACGUGGGCCUCUGUGUGGUGUCUCUGCUCCUGGAGCUGAACUCUGUCUGCCUGCACCUACGGAAACUGCUGCUGCUUUCUCACCAGGCCCCAUCCCUGGCCUUCAGCGUGGCCAGCUGGGCCACCCUGGCCACCCUGGCCCUCUUCCGCCUAGUGCCUCUGGGCUGGAUGAGUCUGUGGCUAAUCCGGCAGCAACACCAGGUUCUUCCCCCUCUGGUCAUCCUUAGUGGAACUGGGCUGGUCACUGUGGGUGCCAUAAGCAUCACACUGGGCGUACGUAUUUUGGUCAAUGAUGUCCUGCGGGCUCGGCCCCGCCCACCCAUCCCGGGGCACAAGGAAACUGGGGGCACAAGGAGGUGUCGUGAUGGUGAGCUUGUCGCCAGGGACGAUGCCACUCUCCUCCUGAAAGACUAGAGAGAGGCCUCAGGCUCCUCUUCUGCCAGGCCUGGGGCAGCUAGGGACAGGACGGGGAGAUCGUGGUCUACAGUGUCCAGUCCAUUGUGGGGUAAGGACUGGGCUGAAUUUUCAGUAUCUCAGUCCCUCUUCCAAGUAA